CCGCGGACUCAGUACGAGUUGUGGAGCCAGGCGGGCCGGGGAGCGCACGGGGCCGGAGUCUGCGAUCGCUGCGCGCAGUUCUAUUCGUCUCGCCAGCGCUCCGCGCACGGAGCUGCCAGGGGAAAGCAGCACAGCUCGGCUCGGGGAGCCUAUGGCCCUUGGGGUAGAGCCGGCUCGCCCCUGAUCGCCGGCACCCCGCAACGGGGGGCGCACGGGAAUGGCGCGGGGACUGUGCCGCAGGGCACCCUGCUGAGAUGCUCUUGGGCUGGCGCUAGGGUCCUGCUCUCCUCCGGGCUGGGGCUGUCCCUGGAUCGGUGCCGGCUCCACGCCCGCAGCUCGCUGCAGCUGGGAGCCCCGCGCGUCCACGCUGCCCCGUCGGGGGGCUCAAACCCCGGAGUCGUCCGAAGAGGCUUCCCAAGGACUCUGCCUAGACUUAGACCCACCCCACCAUGCCCCUCCUUGGCGUCAUCCUCUGGGUCACUCUGCUGACGCUGGGCUGGCGGGCGGCCCACGCCAAGGACUACGUCUUUGCCACACCGAGGGUGCAGCUCUCCUUCAAAGAGCUGAAGGCCACCAGCACUGCUCACUUCUUCAACUUCCUGCUCAACUCCACGGACUACCGCAUCCUGCUGAAGGACGAGGACCAUGACCGCAUGUACGUGGGCAGCAAGGACUACAUCCUCUCGCUGGACUUGCACGACAUCAACCGAGAGCCCCUCAUCAUUCACUGGCCCGCAUCCCAGCAGCGGAUCGACGAGUGCAUCUUGUCGGGGAAGAACAACGACGGCGAAUGUGGCAACUUCAUCCGCCUGAUCCAGCCCUGGAACCGGACCCACCUGUACGUCUGUGGCACUGGCGCCUACAACCCCAUCUGCACCUUUGUCAACAGGGGGCGCAAAGCACAGGCCUUUGCGCUGACCCAAAGCGUCCAGCCGGGAGGACGGGGAAGCCGAGCUGCAGACUCCUCCCACAGCCCGACACCAGCAGAACGCAAGGAUUAUAUCUUCUACCUGGAGCCGGAGAAGCUGGAAUCAGGGAAAGGGAAGUGCUCCUAUGACCCCAAGGUGGACAGCGUCUCAGCCUUGAUAAAUGAGGAGCUCUAUGCUGGCGUCUACAUUGACUUCAUGGGCACGGAUGCGGCCAUCUUCCGCACCAUGGGCAAGCAGACAGCCAUGAGGACUGACCAGUACAACUCCCGCUGGCUGAACGACCCAGCGUUUGUUCACGCCCAGCUCAUCCCGGACAGCGCCGAGAGGAAUGACGACAAGCUUUACUUCUUCUUCCGGGAGAAAUCAGCUGAUGCCCCGCAGAGCCCUGCUGUCUACUCCCGCAUCGGGCGCAUCUGCUUGAAUGACGACGGAGGUCACUGCUGCCUUGUCAAUAAAUGGAGCACGUUCCUGAAAGCCCGGCUCAUCUGCUCCGUGCCGGGGCCUGACGGGAUCGAAACGCACUUUGAUGAACUCCAGGACGUGUUCAUCCAGCAGACCCAGGACGGGAAGAACCCCAUCAUCUACGCCGUGUUCGCUGCCUCUGGGUCCGUGUUCAAAGGCUCCGCUGUGUGUGUGUACUCCAUGGCCGACAUCCGCAUGGUCUUCAACGGGCCUUUCGCCCACAAGGAGGGACCCAACUACCAGUGGAUGCCAUACACGGGCAAAAUGCCCUAUCCACGCCCGGGCACCUGCCCAGGAGGCACCUUCACCCCCUCCAUGAAGUCGACCAAGGAUUAUCCAGACGAGGUGAUCAACUUCAUGCGCUCACACCCGCUGAUGUACCAUGCCGUGUACCCCGUGCACCGCCAGCCGCUGGUGGUGCGCAGCAACGUGCACUACAAGUUCACCACUGUGGCCGUGGACCAGGUGGACGCAGCCGACGGGCGCUAUGAGGUGCUUUUCCUGGGCACAGAUCGCGGCACAGUCCAGAAGGUGAUCGUCCUCCCCAAGGAUGACCUGGAGACCGAGGAGCUGAUGCUGGAGGAGGUGGAAGUGUUCAAGGUUCCAGCCCCCAUCAAGACCAUGACCAUCUCCUCCAAGAGGCAACAGCUGUACGUGGCCUCGGCCAUAGGAGUGACCCACCUGGCCCUGCACCGCUGCGACGUGUAUGGGGAGGCCUGUGCCGACUGCUGCCUGGCCAGGGACCCCUACUGCGCCUGGGACGGCAAGGCCUGCUCCCGCUACUCAGCAUCCUCCAAGAGGCGGAGCAGGCGCCAGGAUGUCCGGCACGGUAACCCCAUCCGCCAGUGCCGGGGCUACAACUCCAACGCCAACAAGAACACGGUGGAGGCCGUUCAGUACGGGGUGGAGGGCAGCACGGCCUUCCUGGAGUGCCAGCCCCGCUCCCCGCAGGCCACCGUCAAGUGGCUGCUCCAGAAGGACAACAGCGACCGGCGGAAAGAGCUGCGCAUGGAGGGCCGGGUGCUGCGGACAGACCAGGGACUGCUUCUGCGCUCCCUGCAGCUCUCAGACAGCGGUCUCUACUCCUGCACGGCCACCGAGAACAACUUCAAGCACACGGUGGCCAAGGUGCAGCUGCACGUGCUGAGCAGCGAGACCGUGCACAGCGUGCUCUUCCAGUCAGAGGCACCCGCCCUGCAGGCUGACGGUGACAUCUCAACCUCCGCGCUGGGCAUGCGGGCUGGCCUCCCUGGUGCCUCCGGCCCCCACUACCAGGACCUGGUGCAGCUCCUCACCCAACCUGAAAUGGGACUCAUCAACCAGUACUGCCAGGGCUACUGGCGGCAUGCAGCCUCCAGCCACAAGGAGGCAUUGGCCAGCCUCAAAGCCAAGGAGCUGCAGGACGAGAAGAAGCCUCGAAACCGCCGGAAUCACCAGCCAGACGUGGACCAGCUCACAUGAAACCGCCGCCAGGGACUUUGUAAUAACAGUGCUAUAUUUUUCCCCCCUUUUAAUAUUAAAAAUAUCUAUAAAUAUA
Molecule: messenger RNA, 2928 nt
Organism: Trachemys scripta elegans
Lineage: Eukaryota; Metazoa; Chordata; Testudines; Emydidae
Gene: SEMA3F
Product: semaphorin 3F
Exons: 19
Coding region: 450-2852 (800 amino acids)
Biological process (GO): negative regulation of axon extension involved in axon guidance; positive regulation of cell migration; axon guidance
Molecular function (GO): chemorepellent activity; semaphorin receptor binding
Source: RefSeq, a predicted model, not a curated record